Molecule: messenger RNA, 5665 nt
Organism: Gallus gallus (chicken)
Lineage: Eukaryota; Metazoa; Chordata; Aves; Galliformes; Phasianidae
Gene: SENP8
Product: SUMO/sentrin peptidase family member, NEDD8 specific
Exons: 3
Coding region: 3388-4062 (224 amino acids)
Biological process (GO): proteolysis
Molecular function (GO): deNEDDylase activity; cysteine-type peptidase activity
Source: RefSeq, a predicted model, not a curated record
AGUGAGAAGCCAGCAGAGAGGCUGUCAGGUUACCUAUGGCUGUCAGAUUACCUGGGUUUGACAGACAGAAGCACAGACUGCAAACAGGCACCCGGCGAGGGAGCGACUCUACAGUGCGCACAGGGUCAUUCUGCAGCGCACCGCACGUGAUUCAAGGCUUCGCUCAGGCUGUCGGUCACAAAAGCAGAACGAAAACCAGAAAAUGCAAGCUUACAAGCUCCCACUAAUCCCCUUGCAGCCCACCAGGGCGGCACGUGAGCCAGCAGCGGUGCCCCACAGCCACUGCACCCAUCCCAAAGCCCAUCACGCUUCAUCAAAAGGGCCUGGCCUGAUGAUUAACGACAGCCAUCAGGAGGAAACCAAAGGAACCCAGGAGACUUGGAGCCAAUUCUCACUUGGAGGCUUUUCCUCCUUAGCGGAAGAUGGGCUUGGCACGAGACCCAGCCCCAUCUAUGACAAAGCUAAGUGUUUCACAGGGCCCUUAGAACACCCUAAAAGCGUCCGACAAUGGACACCGCCAGGCUGCUGAGCAAGUCAGUACCGGAGAGCUGAUCCAGCAGAGAGCGAUCUCCUUUCCCUCGGCCAUUAACUGCAGCCAGCUCAGAUCCGCUUUCAGCAGAAGCUGGCAGCUGGAUCGGCUUAAUGGCAUCAGGACAGCGUGCUGCCAGCAUCACGGACCUGCGGGCACCGAGCGGAACGAUGCGCUCUCACUGAAGCCUCCUGAGCAACGUCAGGGCUCGGGGAUAACCCCGCUCUCCUCGGACACUUCAUCCGAAUCAUGGAGCCCAGAGGUUCAUCCCCCUCCCACUGCCACCUGAAGGGUUAAGGAUAACCAAUGCAAACCAGCAUCUGCAUGAGCAGGGUUUUGGAGCAGUGGCUUCACUGUAAAGGGAAACGUCUGGAAACAACAAUACAGAAUUGGGCAGCAUCGAGCUUGUGGUUUAAAUCAAGAAAGCACUUCUCACAGCUCUCGCUCACCUGUAAGAGCUUUCCAUAGGUACCUGCUACAUGAGUCCUCCCCACAGACGGCUAACAGAGCUGGUAUUUUAAGACAGAGCAAUCAGCUCAGAGCUCAGGACUGCUCCCCGCCAGGAGACGUUCUCUUUUGGAACGCUUUCUGAGGAUGUGCUGCUUGCUGAGCUCGCUUGUAGGUUUUUAGCUUCCCAGAUACACAGCUUAAAGCACUCACUGCAAUCACACAAGCAAGAAACGUAACACCGUGAUGCUCAACCUGCCGAACACAGCAGCAAGGUAACACCGAGUCCAGCAGAGGAAACAAAGCCUAUAGCAUUUCCCUUUUUAUCUUCUGCAUCAUCACCUGUCAGGAGUCUCACAGCUUGCAGAGCUAAGUCCCGGACACCUGUGCUUACAAACACCUACCCAAACCUACAGACGAAUUUUACAAGCAGCCAAACACACACCCACAGCCACAACCCCAACGGGGACGCAGUCGCGGUGCUCCGCAUUCCCCCUCACAGCGAUCGCAGCCGCCGAACCUGAGAGCGCAGCGCAGCGUUUGCAAACGCCAACACGUAGCAGGAAGUGCGGGCAGUCCGCGGGCUGCUCCUCGGAGCCGGGAGCCUUCCAGACACAGGCAAAGGUCUCUCAUUAUCCUGCUCUCGCCUGAAGGAACGCUCGAGAAAGUACCGCAUUUGCAAACUUUAAGCCACGUUUUCUUUCAGAAAAGAGAGCGAUCCCGCUCGCUGAAGAGGGAGGGAGGCAAACGUAGGCACGCAGGACCGCAGCCUGAGGAAACCGAGCAGCAAUUUUAAACCUGCACCAAAAGAGCUCGGGACACCGAGCCCGGUGCAGCCCUGCCCCACCAGCUGCGCUGCUCGCCGCUGUCGGCCCGGCAGCCCACCCCUCCAAGCAGCUCCCGGGCUCCCACUGCAGCCAGCAGCCCUCCUGCAGCGCUCGGUUCGUGGCAGCGCUGCUCGAGGGCUUCGCGUACAGACGGGGCUGCGACUCUGUGUUAGUUAUAGAAGAGCUGGGAGCGGGAAUCUACAAAUCCCGUCAGACCAGCUACGACACUUCCACAGCAAGGCUCAACAACGCUGCUUCCCCUGAUAAGUGUACAUUCACAGCAAUUACACCCAACGGUUUGAACAAGAGCUAGACCUUGCAGCAAUCGUUCCUCCUAACCAGACAGGCGCUUUUUGCCGUGCCCACCAAGAAAACACCACUCCAAACCCGACCAACUGCUUUCCGAUUGCACUCACUGCAAAAUGAACGCUUUCUUAACACCUGGCAGCUACAGCUGCAGGAAGAUGGGGUCUCAGGGCUGCAAUGGCCGACCCCGCUCUCAGCCGCCCCGUCGGAGCGGUGCCAGGCAGUGGGAGCAGAGAGCGGACGAGGAGCGGUGCUUCCCUGUGCUCGCAGCACUCCCCCUGUUGACUUACACCGCGAUCCCGGGGAGCCGGAGACCAUCCCUGGGGAACUCAACGGGCAGGCAAGCAGGCAACGGGGGGCUCUGGUGCAGCCGCACCUCGAAAUGGGCAGCACUGAGGCCGCCCAGGUAACCCCGGGUUUCACGUUUCCCAGGCACCUGACCUCGCAUGCUUAACAUUCUCAGAGGUUUUCUUGCAAAAGGGCUGAACUAAAAUGGCCACGAUAACGAUAACUCAGGAAGAUGACAUUUAGGUGUUCGGCGGAACGCGAGAGGUGGAAGCUCAGCUUCAGCGUGAGGCGGCAGCCGAGGCGGCCACAGAGCGGCACAGAGCACGGGGCGCAGCGCCCGGCCGCGGGCUGUUAAUCCGACAGCCGUCCUCACUGCUGCACCGCGAGCAUCGCGCCGCGCCGCGCCGGCGGACCGGGGGACAAAAGCUGACGGGCCGGGUGUCACUGCUCGGCUCUGCCGGCCCCAGGCAGCCCGCGCCGAAGCCUCAUAGACGGCCAGAGAAAAGCAGGGCCAGGAGCGAGGCGAGGCGAGGCAAACCUCUGCCAUCGCCGCUAUGGGAUGUGGCUCCCACCGCCCCGCUCUGUGCUGUCAGCUCCCUGCCAGGACGCGGAGCUGCCGACACCUGCGAAGCACAGCGUCGUGCAGGGACAGCGGGGACUGCCGGCGGGAGGGCGGGACGGAGCGUUCGUCCUGGAUUUCGGAAAAUUCCAGAAAGAAAUGGGGCCCGGAGUGCCUCCAGAAAGUGGGGGGGGCGGAGGGUGACACGGGGAUGGGAGAACAGGGGCAAAAAGGGCCACGCGGGGGGGCGGAGGGGGGGGUACAGAGAUAAAGGGCUGCUUACAGACGUAGGGCAAAGAGGGGAGGAUGCAGAAGGUACGGGGGGAAUACGGACGCGGGUUGGAUGACAGAGGGCUAACCAGAGGAGGUAUAGGGGCGAACAGAGAAGCUUUUGAGGUGUCCUGGAGCGCAGUGGCCCUACCGGGUGCAGGAUGGACCCCGUGGUUCUCAGUUACAUGGACAGCUUGCUGAGGCAGUCAGACGUUGCCCUGCUGGAUCCUCCAAACUGGCUCAACGAUCACAUCAUUGGCUUUGCCUUCGAGUACUUUGCCAGCGACCAGUUCCAAGAAUUUAGUGAUCAGAUUUGCUUUAUCAGCCCGGAAGUGGCUCAGUUCAUCAAAUGUGCCCUUAGUCAGGAAGAAAUAGCCAUAUUCCUUCAGCCACUGGACCUGCUCCACAAGAAGCUGGUGUUCCUGCCCAUCAAUGACAACUCCAACCAGGCAGCAGGGGGCACCCACUGGAGCUUACUGGUUUACUUCAGGGACAAAAAGUGCUUCGCCCAUUAUGAUUCCCACAGCAAGUGCAACUCUGUCCAUGCCAAGCAAGUGGCAGGGAAACUGGAGGCCUUCCUGGGGAAAAGAGGAGGCAAAGCAACCUUCGUGGAGGAGAAGGCGCCGGCCCAGCAGAACAGCUACGACUGCGGGAUGUAUGUGAUCUGCAACGCCGAGGCUCUGUGCCAGGGGUACUUCAGUGGACAGCAGGAGCCUCUGCUACAGCUCCUCACCCCUUCCUACAUCACACAGAAGAGAAGCGAGUGGAAAGCUCUCAUUACCAAGCUCACACAGAAGUGUUCUGGGUGCUCCCAAGUCACUGCUCUCAGUGCCUGAGGGAGGUGCCCACGCUCAGGAUUUUCCCCUCAAGAAGAAUGUAACCCCUUCAGCGCGGUCACAACCCACAGUGCCCUCCUCACAAAGCCUUAGUCUCCUCUGGAAGUCACCGGCCUUUCAGCUUCCUACCAAUGAAGUCAUUUGGCUUUCAAAGAAAUCUCCCUAUCCAUGCUGAUUUUUAUGCUCAUCGCUGUGGCAAAUGAGGGUGCCCAGCAAGCAAUGCACCCUCAUUAGGUGGCUUUAAUUAGCUGGGGGCACUGCUGCUCCUGCCUGGUUUAGCAAUGCCCAUUAAAACCAAGCACAGAAUGCUUUAUUGUGGACAGCCCUCAUCUGCACCUCCAGCUCCGGGUGUUUGCAGCAGCAGUGCUGGAGUUCCCCCAAACACUUGACACUGAGAUAUGUCCAGUGGUCAGACUCAAAAGGAAAUGCUGCAGUGAAUUGCAGAAUGGGGCAAAAAUCAGUGUUCUACAGAUAGCUGCUCCUGGCCUGUAUGAAGGUAGCUUUAUUUUUUUCUUUUUUCUUCCUUUUUUUUUUUUCCUCCUCUACCCCUGCUUGCUUUGAUUACAAAUUAAAGCCUGUCUCUGAGCUGCUGGAAGAUGAAUAGGUGAAUAGGAAGCUGAGAAAACAACUCCUAGGAAAGGAAACUUAAUUGAAAUGGAAGGUGAUGCUCUGUCUUUGAAGUUUUUUUUUUUCCUCAUGAUUUUAGGUCAUCUCCAUUCUGGGGGAGGGUGCUGCACCGUUUCCCAACCCUCAGUAUCAUUUGCUGCGCUUUCUGUAGCACAAAAACAGUUUUUGUAUUACCCCAAUUAAAAAGAAAACAAAAAAAAAAACAGAAAAACAAAAAACAACAAACCAAGGACAACAAAGGGGCAGAAUUUGAGGUAUAAAAGCCAAAGAUAAUAGUCUCCUAGAAGCUCGAGAUGUUGAUCCCUAAUAUCCUUCUGUCACAGUCAGCACACAGAACACACAGGUGCCAACUGGGUCAAGGAAAUCCAGGUUAAAAACAACCCUUGGAAAGGCAGAGAGGUUCCUUUAACCUGCACCUCCCACCUGCACCUCCCCACACAUCCCAUUUGCAGCACCAGCACAGCACAGUGAUGGCCAGAUGUAGUGUGGGGUGUAAGUGUAUUCAGCUUCCCUUGUUCUUAAGAAAGGUAAGUAGAUGCAGCCUGACAGACUGCUCCAAACAAACACACACACACACAGAGCAGUGGGGCAGAAUGGGGCUCCGAGUCGUUACCAAAGGCAAACAGCUGGCAGCGUGCGGCUUUCCUCCCUGGAAAAUCACUUCCACUGCUCAGAUGGAUCCAAAAAGCCCAAAGUGGCAUCAAUUCUCUUGCUGAGGGAGUUUCCUUCGGAGCGUGGGUCCUGUGUGGCCAAGCCAGCGCCGUUCCCCAGGUGUGACACCUCUGCACCCUGCAGUCAAUCGCUUCUCAGAGACGUUGCAGAUGAGCUGCAUGCUUAAUACCAACAAAUACUUCUGUCUGGUGCGAUGGCGUCAACUCCCCGUCUGUACCCAAACGGGAGGAGUGGAUGGAGGAAUAAAACUCCUGGGUCCCUUCUUUCGUGGGGCAACCAUGAAUAAAACUUAAAGUAAACCCUA